Scophthalmus maximus (turbot) is the source of this 1233-nucleotide messenger RNA. It is a transcript of the gene rer1, whose product is annotated as retention in endoplasmic reticulum sorting receptor 1. The coding region runs from base 154 to 717 and encodes 187 amino acids. The record is from RefSeq and is a predicted model, not a curated record. The transcript has 8 exons. Gene Ontology annotation, cellular component: Golgi membrane. NCBI's taxonomy places the organism in Eukaryota, Metazoa, Chordata, Actinopteri, Pleuronectiformes, Scophthalmidae. Gene Ontology annotation, biological process: protein retention in ER lumen; retrograde vesicle-mediated transport, Golgi to endoplasmic reticulum.
GCGGGUCGUCGUUUUAUCGGGGAUCUACUAUUCUGCCUGGCGUUGGUCCGCGUCCUAGCGGAAGUACUGACGUGUUCACACCAGUUCGCUCGAGAGUUAGCUAGUUUAGCUAGCUUGGUAGAGCCGGGUAGUGACAACAGCGGCCGUACCAGAAUGUCAGAAGGGGACAGUGUUGGGGAGUCAAUCCAUGGGAAACCCUCUGUAGUUGCUGCCUUCUUCACACGGAUUGGACAGGUCUAUCAGUCAUGGCUAGACAAGUCAACGCCAUUCUAUGCAGGGCGAUGGGCAGCCACUCUACUAUUUACUGCUGUCUACAUGAUCAGAGUGUACAUACUACAGGGAUGGUAUAUAGUAACAUAUGCUUUGGGAAUAUACCAUCUCAACCUCUUCAUUGCUUUUCUAUCGCCGAAAGUGGAUCCCUCGAUGCUUGACGAAGAUGAAGGCCCAUCCCUUCCGACCAAGCAGAACGAGGAGUUCCGCCCCUUCAUCAGGAGGUUGCCUGAAUUUAAAUUCUGGCAUUCUGCGACAAAAGGCAUCGUCAUCGCCAUGAUUUGCACCUUUUUUGAUGCCUUCAAUGUUCCAGUGUUCUGGCCCAUACUUGUAAUGUACUUCAUCAUGCUCUUCUGCAUCACCAUGAAGAGGCAGAUCAAGCAUAUGAUCAAGUACAGAUACCUACCCUUCACACACGGGAAGAGGACAUACAAAGAGGAAACAUAAGAAAACAGAGAUUGAGAGCUUUUAUUAUAACAAAUGGAUGAAGUGGGUGACGAUCACAUUUUUCUUUUCUAUAAACCUGUUGAUUUUUUUCUUCUUCCCAUUUUUAUCACUAUGCUGGGGAUUAUCUGUCAUUAAUAAAUUAAGAUCAGCAAUGUAGUAAGGGAUCAAAACAUUUUCCUGUAAAAAGUUUGUUUCAAAAGAUUGUCAGGAUGAUUUGUAUAUACAUAUAUAUAUUUUAAAAUGAUAUUUUUUUUUAGAUUAUUUUAGUUUUAGUUUUUUUUCAAACCAUGUUAAAUGUUUGUUUUUUUCUUCCUUUACAUUACACUUGAAAUUGACAAAGCAGAACUGGUUUAUUGGGUUAAAUUUGAUUAAUUAAACAUGUUUCUCACGGAUUGCAUGUUCUUGUUUUCUUGUGCUACAGUUAUUAAAAAAAAGCAACUUGAUUUUAAUAGCUGAAGUGUAUUUUUUUUUCUCACUCCAAAUGCCAUUAAAGAGGUUGUGUCCCUUCAAUCACUA